AUGGCUCCCAAAGACGACGUUGAGGCUAAGCCUGCUUGUCAUCCUCGCGCAAUAGACUGCCUCACACGCAAUGGUUAUAACGAGGACAAAUGCCAAACCGUCAUCAGGCAGCUCUACGAGUGCUGCGAAAUCUUCUACGAAAGAUAUGGCGAAGAAGCCUCAACCGUGAGCUGUCCAAAGCCAUAUCUGCUCAAGCUCAAGAUGAAGCAACUCCGGGAGGAAGGAAAGUGA
Molecule: messenger RNA, 231 nt
Organism: Fusarium keratoplasticum
Lineage: Eukaryota; Fungi; Ascomycota; Sordariomycetes; Hypocreales; Nectriaceae
Product: Cx9C motif-containing protein 4, mitochondrial
Exons: 3
Coding region: 1-231 (76 amino acids)
Source: RefSeq, a predicted model, not a curated record